UGAACGGGGGCUGAGAAAGCGCCAUGUUCUUCGUUUUUCAAUCUGAAAAUCAAUAUCUAAUCUAUCAUUAAAUUCGCACCGGAAAUUACUCUCUACUUCAGUUCCGUUCGUUUCCUUUGCUUAGCAUUUGGAUAAUCAAUAAUCUGUACACCAAGAAAGGAACUCCAUUUCCACGUCUCUGUUCUGCAAGUUACUUUGUCUCUUUCUUCCAUCUACUCAUCACUAUAUGCAUUCCAAUCCCACGCUUUCCCCUUUUUCUUACUUUUCCAGUUCUUAUUUCUUACUUUUAAUCUUACAUUAAUCUCAAAUCUGCGUUUAUGGACUCCUUCUAGAUCUGAGUUGUUCCAAUCUUUGCCUCUUUCGCAUUUUUCAUGGAGUAAGAAUCGGCCUUGGUUGCGAGGAAUGGGAGCCAGUGGGAGUAAGUUGUCGAGUAGUUCGCCGCCGCCGCCGCCACCACCGUCGGCGGCGGCGGCGAAUCUCUCAUGUUCUGGGAGAAUCCGGAGGGGGAGAUCCAAAGGCCGUAGAGUCUUCCAGUCUGCUUGCCUCGGUACCCCCUCUGGAUCGCACCACAGCGACAAUGACGAUAAUGAUUGUAAAAGUGAGAACAAAAAGAAUGCUCAUGAUUAUUCAUCUGCAAAUCAGACUGAUCAAGCUAAUGAUCAGAUGAAAAUUGAGGGUUACAGAAGGGUCAAAGCUGAGGAAUCUCUUGAAAUGCCUUGCGUAUCAUCAAAUGUUGAGUUUGAUGGAUGGGAUCAAGCAGGUGUUGCUGUUGCAGCAGCAGCUCCCAGAGCUGGAAGUACCUCUGCUCGUGUAUCGUCCCUGCAAUCGUUGAACCCUUCGAGUAACUUCCUUUCUCGCUUUAGUUUCAUUCCUGGUAAUAUAAGCUUCAGACUUAGUAGAGCAAGCAGUUUAGGAUCAUCUAGAUCUUUUCCUGUGUCUUCAACAAAUCUUUCAAUGUUGAACGAUGAAGCCGAGCUUCAUUUAUCAGACAGACCUCCUGGAGGCUUGGGUGCUCAAGAUGAAACUCAGCAAGGUAGUGACUUGCUUCCUGCGUCGCCGGCUAGUGCAACUCGUGCUCAAUGUUAUGGAGAUAGUCCUGCCAAUUUUAGGCUAGAUACACAAAAUUUGAGUCUUUCUGAUAACUUACAAGACAAUCAGUCAGUUGGAAACCUUUCCCAUGCUCAAACUCUACCUGAAAAUGAAAGCAGUGAGAUUAGACAAUCUGACAGGCGGACUGGAUCUAGGGAACCGGUUGAACGCAAUUUUCGUUUCAGUCGGACCCUUAGUGUUGGAAGACUGCGUGAUAGAGUUCUUCGUAGAUCAUCAUUGUCUGAUUUCACAUUUUGUCCUCCACAACAAGAUGGUGAAGAGAGAGGUGCAAGUCACAGUGGUGAUGGUGGACAUGUCUGGACUGCUGAGACGAGGGCGUUGGCAUCUGUAGAUAAUGCUAUGACCUCGCCAACAACGUCAGGUUAUCCGGCUUCUAGUCUAUCCAGUUCGUUGUUCAGCACCCAAGGUUUUGAAAUGGAAACUACACGACCUAGAGAAGCUAGAUAUCAUGAUCUGCUGGAACACAGAUCAAAUUUCCUCGAACGGAGAAGACGAAUACGGUCCCAGGUUCGUGCCUUACAGCGGUUGGGAAGUCGCUUUGAGAACCUAUCUGGGCACGAGAGAUCGUGCAUAUUAUCCGGUCAACAUAGAACCAGUCAUUGUACUUGUCGUAUCAACAAUCGUGACACAAACGUAAACGAUAACACAAGUGCUAGAGCCAGUAUAUCAAGAAUUGUAAUGUUAGCUGAAGCCUUAUUUGAGCAAUCUGUAGUUUUAUCCUCCCGCCCUGCGUCUUCUUUUGGCUCUCUGCCUGCUCCGAACGCUGUUGUAGAUUCUUUGCCUGUUAAAUUUCAUUCCAAGUUGCAAAAGCAUCAAAACGAGGAAGCUGCCCAAUGCUACAUAUGCCUGGUCGAGUACGAGGAAGGGGAUAGCAUGAGAGUGUUGCCUUGCCAUCAUGAAUUUCACGCAGCAUGUGUCGACAAGUGGCUGAAGGAGAUCCACAGGGUGUGCCCGCUCUGUCGAGGGGACAUAUGCAGCAGAUCUGAUGCGUUAUCAGACGAUGUUAAGUGAAAACAAUUCGUUUCCAUCCAAAACGUGCUGUCUUCUGUGUAUGCUUCGAAAUCGAGUGAUGGCUGCUAGCUAGAAAAUUGUAAGGGUUUGAAAAUGAUGAUGAAAUAUUCAGGUUUUUUGUUCUAUAAGGAUGAACUUGCUAGACUGUUGUAUGUAAUGGAAAGUGGAGGAUUCAGCAGUUGAGAAAUAUAUCAGCCUUUUUUUCUUUCUUA
Cucurbita pepo subsp. pepo (vegetable marrow) is the source of this 2333-nucleotide messenger RNA. RefSeq lists its product as uncharacterized. The record is from RefSeq and is a predicted model, not a curated record. NCBI's taxonomy places the organism in Eukaryota, Viridiplantae, Streptophyta, Magnoliopsida, Cucurbitales, Cucurbitaceae.